Molecule: messenger RNA, 1213 nt
Organism: Sinocyclocheilus rhinocerous
Lineage: Eukaryota; Metazoa; Chordata; Actinopteri; Cypriniformes; Cyprinidae
Product: transcription factor LBX1-like
Exons: 2
Coding region: 383-1156 (257 amino acids)
Biological process (GO): regulation of transcription by RNA polymerase II
Cellular component (GO): nucleus
Molecular function (GO): sequence-specific double-stranded DNA binding; DNA-binding transcription factor activity, RNA polymerase II-specific
Source: RefSeq, a predicted model, not a curated record
UCUCGGUCCAAUUCAUUAUGAUGGUCUGGCCCUUUAAGACGGAGCAGCGGGUCAGCAAGUAGUGUAGUGUUUCUCUAAUUGAACUUCACAAAAGCAAUCAACAAGAACUCGUUAGCGGUUGCUUGCUGUUUUGAGCCUCCUUGAGACACGGCUGCACAUGCUGAAGAUCUUCAUGGAGCAGCUCAGAGAAGACUGGAGCUGCACAUGAGGACUAAAGUUCGGGUGGCUGUGACGCCUGAAGCAUGGUGCUUUUGGAGAGCCACUUCAGACUGAGCAAGAACAACGAUUCUGUUUAAAAAAGGAAUAGACCAGGCUUUUGUAUGCAUAAAAAAGUUUGAGCGAACUAGGUGACUUCUAUUCGAAAUAGUUUCUUGGGACUGAGAUGACCUCCAGAUCUAAAGACAUGAAGGCAGGCUCCGUUUUGCAGUCCAGCGGCGAGGAGAGGCGGCGGGGUCCCUUAGACCAACUCCCACCUCCGGCCAACUCCAACAAGCCUCUCACCCCGUUCAGCAUUGAGGAUAUCUUAAAUAAACCCUCCGUCAAGAAGUCCGUCGGUAGUCUGUGCCCUCCGCGCGUGCUGGAGAAAGUGAGCGGCUCGAGCGCGUCUCGGAACGGGAUCAGCGCUCCGUCCUCGCCGUUAUGCGCUCUGGAGGAGCUGGCGAGCAAAACAUUUAAGGGGCUGGAAGUCAGCGUUAUACAAGCUGCAGAAGGUCGCGAACAUCUCAAUGCCUUCGGCCAAAGACAGGCCUCCAAAAAACGAAGGAAGUCCCGCACGGCCUUCACCAACCACCAGAUCUACGAGCUGGAAAAGCGCUUUUUGUACCAGAAAUACCUGUCACCGGCCGACAGAGACCAGAUCGCACAGCAGCUGGGUCUGACCAAUGCGCAGGUCAUCACCUGGUUCCAGAACCGAAGGGCCAAGCUCAAGAGAGACCUGGAGGAGAUGAAGGCGGACGUGGAGUCUCUCAAGAAAAUCCCACCACAGGCAUUGCAGAAACUGGUGGCCAUGGAGGACAUGGAAGACGCUCACAGUGGCUCGGGGCCCAUUUCUCCCAGCCUUUCCCCAAGAGCCUUUCCACAGUCCCCAUCCUCGUCCAGAGGCCAAACCACAGACGAGUUCUCAGAGGAGGACGAGGAAAUCGAGGUGGACGAUUAAAAGCAGGCCCUUGUUUUCAGAGAAGGGCAUUUUUCACAACUUUUGCACGGACUCUGC